Molecule: messenger RNA, 837 nt
Organism: Ochotona princeps (American pika)
Lineage: Eukaryota; Metazoa; Chordata; Mammalia; Lagomorpha; Ochotonidae
Product: glutathione S-transferase A6-like
Exons: 7
Coding region: 153-818 (221 amino acids)
Biological process (GO): xenobiotic metabolic process; glutathione metabolic process
Cellular component (GO): extracellular exosome; cytosol
Molecular function (GO): glutathione transferase activity
Source: RefSeq, a predicted model, not a curated record
GUGUUGAAGAGCCACGGGCAAGAUUACCUGGUUGGCAACAGGCUGAGCAAGGCUGAUAUUCUCCUGGUGGAGCUGCUCUACAAUGUGGAGGAGGUGGACCCCAGCGCCAUCGCCAGCUUCCCUCUGCUGAAGAGAAAGCAGGAACUCCCACCAUGGCAGGGAAGCCCAUUCUCCACUAUUCCAAUGACCGGGGCAGAAUGGAAUCGAUACGGUGGCUCUUGGCUGCAGCUGGAGUGGAGUUUGAAGAGAAAUACAUAGAAACGCGACAAGAUCUGGAAAAGUUAAGAAAUGAUGGAGAAUUGUUGUUCCAGCAAGUGCCCCUGGUUGAGAUUGAUGGAAUGAAGCUGGUGCAGACCCGAGCCAUCCUCAACUACUUUGCCAACAAACACAACCUGUAUGGGAAAGACAUGAAGGAGAGAGCCCUGAUUGACAUGUAUGAUGAAGGCAUAGCAGACCUGAAUGAACUGAUUAUCCUUUACCCAUUCCGUGAUCCUGGAGUAAAAGAAGCAAACUUUGCUGAGAUCCAAGAUAAAGCAAGAAAUCGUUACUUUCCUGCCUUUGAAAAGGUGUUGAAGAGCCAUGGACAAGACUACCUGGUUGGCAACAAGCUGAGCAAGGCUGACAUUCACCUGGUUGAGCUUCUGUAUCAUGUGGAGGAGCUGGACCCCACCAUCAUCACCAGCUUCCCUCUGCUGCAGGCCCUCAAGACGAGAAUCAGCAGCCUCCCCACAGUGAAGAAGUUCCUGCAGCCUCGCAGCCAGAGGAAACCACCUGUGGAUGAGGAAUGUGUAAAAAAAGUAUUCAGGAUUUUCCAUUAAAUAAAGGGUACAUGAAGCA